Messenger RNA from Thrips palmi, 466 nucleotides. RefSeq names its product putative gustatory receptor 28b. The coding region runs from base 143 to 400 and encodes 85 amino acids. Lineage: Eukaryota; Metazoa; Arthropoda; Insecta; Thysanoptera; Thripidae. The transcript is spliced from 5 exons. Gene Ontology annotation, cellular component: axon; membrane; dendrite. Gene Ontology annotation, biological process: sensory perception of taste. The record is from RefSeq and is a predicted model, not a curated record.
GCUGACCAUUAUUAUAGUAGAGUUUGUGGUGGUUGUUUUGACGCUCUAUGUCUUGUCAAUCGCGUUGUACUUCAGGUACCUCUCGGUGAUCUACGUCGUUUUCUUUGGGGCAAGUAUCGCCGCGUCCUUGGGUGCUGCAACAAUGGCAGUGCUUCGGGCCUGCCACAGCACCAGUGCAAAGGGAAACGAGACAGCUGACCUGGUACACGAUCUUCUUAACGGUGGAACCUUGAACGAGAAAGAAGCCCAACAGCUUGCCCUGUUUUCAAUGCAAACUGCACAUCGAGAUGUCGCCAUAGCUCCAAUGGGUCUGUUUAAGAUGGAUAUGGCUUUUGUCCUGUCGUUUUGCUCCACUGUCGUUAUGUACGUGGUAAUGCUGCUUCAGUUUAAGACGGCCUGAGGCAAGCCAAUCCAACACGCACUGUAGAAGAAUGGGGUGUUAGAUAGUGAGAUGAGCAACGGCUAC